Molecule: messenger RNA, 3626 nt
Organism: Brassicogethes aeneus
Lineage: Eukaryota; Metazoa; Arthropoda; Insecta; Coleoptera; Nitidulidae
Source: the annotation of a GenBank genome assembly
UUAUUGACGGACGUUAUUUUUCAUUCUUUUGUUUUUUAGGGUGUUGGGCAUGGUCUUAUAGACUUAUGUUCUGUGUAUAGACUGGUGUUGGAUAAUAAAUAUUUACAAUAAUGUAUUUGUGUGUAGUAUAGUAUUAAAAUGCAACAAUUGCUUUUAAAAGACUCAAAACUUCGUUUUGGGGCUUUAACCUUUUUUGCUAAAGAACAUCUAGGUGAUUCUUGUGGUAGUAAUGGGUUGCCCCUUACACCAAAUUCAAUUAUUAUCUAUGGAAAAGCACAAAUGCUAAAAACAUUAAACCACCCAUAUUUGUGUCAAUAUUUGGAUAUAAUUAGAGGAAAACAUGAAAGAACCAUUGUUGUCUCGCAAUAUUGUGGCAAAUGCCUGCAUAACUAUAUUGAAAAAGAGUUGUUUGAUAUGGAAGACAUAAAGAAAAUAGCAUUUCAACUUAUCAUUGCAGUUAACGAACUUCAUAAAAGAAAUAUUAUUCAUAGGAAUUUAAGCAAUGAAAAUAUUUUGUUACAGGAUAACAAUGAUAUUAAAUUAUUUAAUUAUGGACUUUAUCACAUGACAGCACAUGGGAAAUUAGUAUCAUUUCCAAUAUUACAAUUAUUAUACACUGCUCCUGAAGUGUAUCUGGAUUCAAAGUGUCAAAAUUUACUUAAUCCAAAAUGUGAUGUUUGGUCAAUAGGUAUUGUAUUGGUGGAAUUGUUAUUAGGUACAUUGUUGUGGAAUAAUUUAAAAUUGGCACAAAGAAUAAGAAAAGUGUUAAGUUUCCUUAAAAGUAAUAAUAGUAUAUUUGAAAGGAUUGCUAGAGAACACAACUGCUAUGAAAAAUAUAUGGAUAUCCCGGAUGAUAUUAAGGAAAUAGUAAAUAUGUGUUUAAACAUUUACCCUAAAGAUAGACCGACUUGUGAAGAGUUAUUAAAAAAUGACAUAUUUAAACCUUUUUUGGAGACAUCUAAUAGCUACAGAAGUAAAGUUUGUAAACCAUUUGAGAUAUUUACAAUUAAAGAAUUCUAUCAUUGGUGGCAAUUAGCUGGUGGGGAUGUUUUACAGGAGCUUAAAAAACAAGGACUAAUCCGUUCUAGUCCACCCAUCCUAUCCUUACCUAAUUUGGUACUAAUUGAAGGGAAUAUUUUGGGACAGGAAAGAAAUCCAGCUACUUUAUUUGACCCAAGAGUGGUUGAAAUGCCUUUGGAAAGUUUAUAUCAAAGAUUUAGUAAUAUCCCUAUAACAUCUUUUUAUCCUUUAAUUCAUACAAAAUCAGAAAUAAUCGCGAGCGUUGAACCACCUGCCUAUGAUGCCACAGGUCUACCUUUGGUUAUAAAAGAAAAAGAUCCGGAGUAUCAAUUUCAUCGCAUUAUUUUGUUUAGACGAUUAUUAAAUGGUUACCCUUUCUGUAAAUAUCAAAUUAUCGCGGAAGCUGAGAAAGAUAUCCCACCACAUUUAAGAGGAGAAAUAUGGUAUGCCCUGUUAAAAAUAAACGCCAAUUACAAGAGGGACUAUUUAAAAAUUGAUAAAGACACGCCCACAUCCACAGACAGACAGAUAGAGGUGGAUAUACCUAGAUGUCACCAGUACAAUGAGCUGCUCUCUUCCUCAGAAGGCCAUAGAAAAUUAAAGAGAAUUUUAAAAGCUUGGGUGUACAAAAAUUCUCAGUAUGUUUAUUGGCAAGGCUUAGAUUCCUUAACUGCUCCUUUUCUCUAUCUCAACUUUAAUGAUGAAGCCAAAGCAUUCGCGUGUCUGUCCGCAUUUGUACCAAAAUAUUUGCACAAGUUUUUCCUGAAAGACAAUUCAGCUGUUAUUCAGGAAUACCUGGCGAAGUUUUCACAGUUAAUUGUUUUUCACGACCCCAACCUGGCGAAUCAUUUAGAGGAAAUCAACUUUUAUCCAGAGCUAUUUGCAAUUCCUUGGUUUUUAACAGUUUUUUCACAUGUUUUUCCUUUAUAUAAAAUCCUGCAUCUCUGGGACAAGUUGUUAUUGGGAGACUCGUCAUAUCCGCUUCACAUAGGCCUUUCCGUUUUAACGCAGUUAAGGGAUCGACUGUUAACUUCCGGAUUUAAUGAGUGCAUUUUGUUAUUUUCGGAUUUACCGGAAGUCGAUAUAGAAAAAUGCGUUAUAUUAUCAUCGAAAACAUUCCAUAACACCCCUAAAAGUAUUACGACGCGGGAACAUCAAAAUGAAGAAUUCUUUAAAAGAAACGAAUUUGAUAUUUCCGGUGUCACAUUACAAGAUCUUCAAAAAGAAAAAUGCCCUAGGAUUUCUACCAAUGAUGUUGUAGACCUAAUAAGAAAUCAUUUUGAAGAAAUACUCAUUAUAGAUAUAAGAAAUUCCACUUAUUAUCACCGAUCCUGUGUCAAAGGCAGUAUAAAUAUUCCAUUUUCCAGUGUUACAUUUAAAGAAUCUAAGAUUGAAAGUAUUGGCCAGCAUAGUGUAACAGUUAAGAAUAGCAAAAAUAAAAACAUUGUCAUUAUUGGAGAUGAUGAAUCUGAUAUGGAACUGGUCGAUAUUAUCGACAUCAACAAUCAGUAUUUUGUCGAAAUUUAUUUUUUUAUUGUCAGUAUGUCCGAACCUCAGUGCAAGAAGGUCAAGAUGCCCAACUCCCUGGAACAAUUGAAGGCCCUAACCACCGUGGUUGCCGAUACCGGUGACUUCGAAGCCAUGAAAAAGUACAAACCAACAGAUGCUACCACCAACCCAUCCUUAAUCUUAGCCGCCGCCAAUUUACCACAAUACAAACCAAUUAUCGAAAAAGCCGUGCGAUAUGGCAACAAGGUUGGAAACACGAUGGAAGAAAAAGUCGAGAAUGCGAUGGACAUACUGUGCGUUUCCUUUGGUUUGGAGAUUUUGAAAAUUGUUCCUGGUCGCGUGUCGACCGAAGUAGAUGCCAGACUAUCGUUCGAUAAAGACGCCAGUGUGGCUAAAGCUAUUAAACUAAUACAACUUUAUGCUGAAGAAGGCAUUUCCAAAGAUCGUAUCCUCAUCAAAUUGGCAUCUACGUGGGAAGGCAUUCAAGCUGCUAGAGAAUUGGAACAAAAACACGGCAUCCACUGCAACCUUACAUUACUCUUUAACUUUGCCCAAGCUGUUGCUUGUGCCGAAGCCGGAGUUACUCUUAUUUCGCCAUUUGUUGGUCGCAUUUUGGAUUGGUAUGUUGCCAAUACCGACAAAAAAAGUUACAGUGGAGAAGAGGACCCCGGUGUACUCUCUGUUACCAGUAUCUACAAUUACUACAAAAAAUUCGGUUACAAGACUGUUGUAAUGGGGGCAUCAUUCCAGGAAAUCAAGGCUUUAGCUGGGUGCGAUCUUCUUACCAUAAGCCCUGGAUUAUUGGGCCAAUUGGAAGCCAGUAACGAUGCCGUACCAAUUAAACUUAACAAAGAAGUUGCCAAAAAACAAGAUUUGACCAAAUUGGAACUUACAGAAGCUAAAUUCAGAUGGUUGUUAAAUGAAGAUCAAAUGGCCACUGAUAAAUUGUCUGAGGGCAUUCGUAAAUUUGCUGCUGAUUGCAUUAAACUUGAAAAUUCAUUGAAAACUUUAAUCAAAACCGCAAAGAAAUAAAUAUCCAAGUGUUAUUUUGUGUUUUAUACAUAUAUUUUUUUAAAUAUAGCAUGUUAAUAUAUCAA